Messenger RNA from Laccaria bicolor S238N-H82, 1767 nucleotides. RefSeq names its product AMP binding protein. Bases 1 to 1767 code for a protein of 588 amino acids. Gene Ontology annotation, biological process: secondary metabolic process. Gene Ontology annotation, molecular function: CoA-ligase activity. The record is from RefSeq and is a predicted model, not a curated record. The transcript has 14 exons. NCBI's taxonomy places the organism in Eukaryota, Fungi, Basidiomycota, Agaricomycetes, Agaricales, Hydnangiaceae.
AUGGCCCCUAAAAUAUACACAGCUAGCGUUCCCCCUGUCUCCAUCCCCAACCACUCAAUAUUCACCCACCUCUUCUCCAACUCUCCAUACCCAGGAACUACUCCUGCUUUCAUUGACGCGUCCUCCGGGACAACUCUCACACGCGAUCAGCUUAAGCAACUCGCGUUCUCCCUUGGAUACGCCCUACGAACUCACCCGAACUUGGCUACCAAACGCGGCGACACAGUACUAAUCUACUCACAGAAUUCUUUGGUCUGGCCAGUUGUAAUCUUUGGUUCAGUUGCUGCUGGAUUAAGAUGCACUCUCGCCAACAGCGCCUACAACGCUAGAGAGCUUGCUUUCCAAUAUCAAGAUAGCGGAGCGAAAACCGUGUUUUCUAGCGAAGAUGGCGUCGCCACAGUCCUCGAGAUGUUCAAGCAACUCGGCUUGAGCAAGAGCGAGGCGGAGAAGAGGAUCGUUCUCAUGCCCAACGGUCUCCAAUGGGCGGGCGGGCCUGCCGUCGCCGUUAAACCCGAGUUGGCAGGACUCUUACAAGUUCCCGACUUGCUGACUCUGGGUGCUUUAAAGGAGGAAGAGAAAUUUGAAGGAUCCCAAGCAAAUGAGACUGUAUAUUUAUGUUACAGUUCUGGAACAACCGGCAAACCAAAGGGUGUUGAGACCACCCACAAGAACAUGGUGUCUGUUUUAGAGAUGGUGGCCGAAAUUUAUCCAAAGCUAACCUUUGGCGUCGACGCAAUGCUUGGUAUACUGCCUUUCUACCAUAUAUACGGGGCUGUCAAAUUGCUUCACUUUCCUUUCCUUCAUGGCAUCCCAGUUGCCAUCAUGGCUCGUUUUGACCCUGUCCAAUUCUGCGCAAACAUCGAGCGAUACAAGAUCACUCACUCCCUCAUCGUUCCCCCCGUCUUGGUCGUUCUUAAUCGCCAUCCAGCGGUUGAUCAAUACGACAUGUCUACAUUGGAGGUUUUGCUUUCUGGCGCUGCGCCAUUAGGUGCUGCGCUAACCAAACAGGUGAAAGCCUUGCCCCGAAUAGAAAAGAGAAAAGCAAACAAACCUCUGUAUGUCAUACAAGGCUACGGACUGACCGAAACCUCUCCUACGACACACGUACUUCAAACUCCUUACGCCAUAUCAAAGAUGGGAAGCAUCGGUACCAUGCUGCCCAACCUAGAGGCUCGACUCGUAGUUGACGGUGACGGCGAUGGCAAUAUCGACGCAGAGGAAGGUCAACCAGGAGAACUUUGGAUUCGCGGUCCAUCCGUCAUGAAGGGCUAUCUCAACAAUGUUGCCGCAACGAAAGACGCGAUCACCCCAGACAGGUGGUUCAAGACGGGCGAUAUAGCGACCAGAGAUCCAGAGGGUUUCUACUAUAUCGUUGACCGCCGAAAGGAACUUAUCAAAUACAAGGGUUUCCAAGUUCCUCCUGCCGAGCUAGAGAGUGUCCUAUUGACGCACCCCGAAAUCGCAGACGCGGCCGUUAUUGGCGUCGAUAGCGUCAAAGAGGCCACGGAACUUCCAAGGGCGUACGUUGUUGCCGCUCAUCCUGAGAACGUCAAGACCGACUCUCAGAAAGCUGCUUUUGCAGAGGGCGUCAAGAAGUGGAUUCAGCAAAAGGUGGCGAGGCACAAGUAUUUACGCGGAGGCGUCGUCGUUAUUGACGCUGUCCCUAAAAGUGCUGCUGGUAAGAUUCUUCGGCGAGAAUUGCGUGACCAGGCAAAAGAGGAACUCAAAGGCGUCGAUCCGAGUGACAAUGUCAAGGCCAAGCUUUGA